Messenger RNA from Cooperia oncophora, 282 nucleotides. NCBI's taxonomy places the organism in Eukaryota, Metazoa, Nematoda, Chromadorea, Rhabditida, Trichostrongylidae. The record is from the annotation of a GenBank genome assembly.
AUGGGGAAACUGUUGUCAAAAAUUUUUGGCAAAAAGGAAAUGAGGAUAUUGAUGUUAGGGUUGGAUGCAGCUGGAAAAACAACCAUUCUGUACAAAUUAAAGCUUGGGCAAUCCGUAACCACUAUACCUACUGUUGGUUUUAAUGUCGAAACAGUAACGUAUAAAAAUGUAAAGUUCAACGUAUGGGAUGUUGGUGGACAGGAUAAGAUCAGGCCGUUAUGGAGGCAUUACUAUACUGGCACUCAAGCUCUUAUCUUCGUCUUGGACGCUGCUGAUAGAGAC